Messenger RNA from Lynx canadensis (Canada lynx), 2051 nucleotides. It is a transcript of the gene CHODL, whose product is annotated as chondrolectin. The record is from RefSeq and is a predicted model, not a curated record. The coding region runs from base 40 to 738 and encodes 232 amino acids. Lineage: Eukaryota; Metazoa; Chordata; Mammalia; Carnivora; Felidae. The transcript is spliced from 5 exons. Gene Ontology annotation, biological process: positive regulation of axonogenesis. Gene Ontology annotation, cellular component: cytoplasm.
AAGGUGUGCUUUGCUGACCUCAAGCAUCCCUGCUACAAAAUGGCCUACUUCCACGAACUGUCCAGCCGCGUGAGCUUUCAGGAGGCACGCCUGGCUUGUGAGAGCGAGGGGGGGGCCCUCCUCAGCCUGGAGAAUGAAGCAGAACAGAAGUUAAUAGAAAGUAUGUUGCAAAACCUGACAAAACCAGGAACAGGGAUUUCUGAUGGUGAUUUCUGGAUAGGGCUUUGGCGAAACGGAGAGGGGCAAACAUCUGGUGCCUGCCCAGAUCUCUACCAGUGGUCUGAUGGAAGCAGUUCCCAGUACCGAAACUGGUAUACUGAUGAACCUUCCUGUGGAAGUGAAAAGUGUGUUGUGAUGUAUCAUCAACCAACAGCCAAUCCAGGCCUGGGGGGGCCCUACCUUUACCAGUGGAAUGAUGACAGGUGCAACAUGAAGCACAAUUACAUCUGCAAGUAUGAACCAGAGAUCAUUCCAACUUCUCCUGUAGAAAAGACGUAUUUUACAAAUCAGCCAGGAGAUACCCAUCAAAAUGUGGUUGUUACUGAAGCAGGCAUAAUUCCCAAUCUAAUCUAUGUUGUUAUACCAACGAUCCCACUGCUUUUAUUGAUACUGGUCGCUUUUGGAACCUGCUGUUUCCAGAUGCUGCAUAAAAGUAAAGGAAGAACAAAAACUAGCCCAAACCAGUCCACCCUGUGGAUUUCAAAAAGCACCAGAAAAGAAAGUGGCAUGGAAGUAUAAGAAUCCAUCGACUUGGCUCCAGCACAGAAAAUAGAAUUUUAGAAUUCUGGAUCUGCAUAAGGAAUGGCAUCUAGAACAUUCGCUUGGAAUGGCUUGAAAUCUCAGAGGAUCUGCAAGAUGAACUGUAAGCUCCCCCUUGAGGCAAAUAUUAAAAUAAUUUUUAUAUGUUGGUUAUUUCAUUUACAAAAUACGCUGUGCUGACAAUGGAGUGAGACAUGCUUAUUGCUAAAGGAUGCACCCAAACUUCAAGUAAAUGGAAUGGACCAUGCAAAUAAAAUUGCUGUCAACACAUUAGAGAAGUGUAUGUGUUGGAAGCAGUUAUUUUUGUUUCUUUCACCUUUCAUAAGUUGUAAUCUAGUUCACGUAAUGUAAAUUGUAUUAAAGUUUACAGUGUGCAAAAAUAUUUUACCUUUACAUAAGUGUUUGAUAGAAAUGGACUGUUCUAAUAUUUAUUUUUAUGGUGUUUCAUUUUUCAAUACAUGCUGUUUUGAUUAAAGAAAUUUAUCACUAUUUUCAGCUGAAUCCACACACACAUAGAUAAAUUACCACAGAAAAUGUUUCUUUUCUAGAAAUGGUUCAUCUUCUUUCAGUUUCUCUGCUCUGGGGUCAGACAGUGUUUAGGAAAUGUCUUCAGAAAUAAGAAGCUAUUUCAUUAACUGUGGUGUAAAUUUACUCAAAUAUUUUACUUAGAGGCAAGAACUGUCUAAUUUCAAUUGUGCAAGACAUGUGCCUUACAAUUAUUUUUAGUUUAAAAUUCAACAGAUUUUGUAAUAACUUUGUUAAUAGCUGUAUAAACAAUAUUAUACUCCGUCUAGAACAAAAAAAUGGCAUACACAAUAUAAAUCAUAUGUCUUCACAUGUUGCCUAUAUAACCACAAGUAGCUCUCUAAGGGGUUCUGGAAUCGAGUUGGUCCUUCCCUUGCCCACAAAACAAAGACAGUUGUUUGGGGGUGGGGAUUAGCAGUGAAAGCAGCUGCAGAGUGUGCCUAAGGUUUUCCAUAGCUCUGUUCAGCCUCCAUUAGCAUGUAAGGUGGUCUUAUGGUUGGGACCAGGUGCGUCGUCACCACCGUCCAUGUGGAGGUAAGCACAGCACACCGACAUUUCAUGAAGGAGAGAAACUAUGAUUUAGUGUGAAAAUGGGUUGGAGGGCAUCAGUGAUCAAUCGUGUUCGUGUUGAGGAUUCGUCUGAGAGAGUGAACUGCGGCUUGUCUUCUGCUAGUUUCUUCAAUGCUUGUGUCUCCUUCUCAAGAGACUUGUAACUAUCUGGUCUUCAAAUGUCCCUGUGUUCCUUUUAACUAAAUAAAAAGUUCUUG